AUGGCAGCCGAGGAACUAGGACAAUAUGAAUUCCAAUUGCAGCAAGUGGACGAAGCACUAUCCAGAGACCCAUCCAACUCGGAAUUGCUCAAACUAAAGACAUCGCUAGUCGAACUCAUCCAGCUGGUCCAUGCCACCGUAGGAAUACCAGCCCAGCAACCAUCUAAUUCCCACACGACUCCCGACUCUCCUAAACUACAGCAACAAUCAUCAUCGACAUCAACAUUAAACAAAUCAUCGACAACCCAAUGGACGAGAGGACAGCGAGUCAUGGCCAAAUAUCAAAAGGACGGGCUCUUUUAUGAAGCAACUAUAGACUCAAUCCCUACUGAAAAGACUUUGACUUAUAGAGUUGUCUUUACGGGUUAUGGAAACUCGGAGCAAGUCAGGCCAAACGAUAUAAGAGAAGUACCGCCACUACCCUCUAUACCUGCUUCUGCUCUUCUUAAUACAGCUUCAGCAUCAUCAACUAAUCCACAAUCAUCAUCAACCGAAUCCGAAGCUGCCACUAGGAAGCGAACCGCUUCUGAAAGUGUCUUUGGCCCUCCACCUUCUGUCGAACGGAAAAAGGCUAGAAAGGAUGCUGCCGCUGCAGGUGCGAGUGGUGUAGCAAGUGGUAUUGGAAAUGCUGGUGGUCAUAGUAGUAAUAACAACUCGGUUACUCCUGCUUCUGGAUCCGCUUCUUCAAAGGCUGCUGCCGUUGCUCAAAAGAAGAGGGCGCCGAAAGAAGAAGUCGUCAAACAAAAGGAGUGGUUGGCUUUUGCUUCUGGAUCUGCAAAGAAGAGUAGUCUCAAGGUGGUGCCAUUGAAACAGAAGAGUAUGUUUGCAACACCUGAUGAUCCAACAGCAAAAGUCGGGGUCGUCGGUAGUGGUAAAGGAAUGACUCAAUUCCAGCAACGCGGGAAGCACAUAUUUGAUGCUUGA
This is a messenger RNA of Synchytrium microbalum, 924 nucleotides long. RefSeq lists its product as uncharacterized. The record is from RefSeq and is a predicted model, not a curated record. Bases 1 to 924 code for a protein of 307 amino acids. The transcript is spliced from 3 exons. Gene Ontology annotation, molecular function: RNA binding; DNA-binding transcription factor activity. Gene Ontology annotation, biological process: negative regulation of DNA-templated transcription; mRNA processing. Gene Ontology annotation, cellular component: cytoplasm; nucleus. NCBI's taxonomy places the organism in Eukaryota, Fungi, Chytridiomycota, Chytridiomycetes, Synchytriales, Synchytriaceae.